Messenger RNA from Exophiala mesophila, 1749 nucleotides. RefSeq lists its product as uncharacterized. Gene Ontology annotation, molecular function: transmembrane transporter activity. Gene Ontology annotation, cellular component: membrane. The record is from RefSeq and is a predicted model, not a curated record. The coding region runs from base 1 to 1749 and encodes 582 amino acids. Lineage: Eukaryota; Fungi; Ascomycota; Eurotiomycetes; Chaetothyriales; Herpotrichiellaceae. The transcript is spliced from 3 exons. Gene Ontology annotation, biological process: transmembrane transport.
AUGGACAAGAGUGAGAGUAGUCCGCAAGCAGCCGAAAUCGAACACGACGUACUUCAACCUCAAAACGUUGACCCUGAGAAAUCGGGAGUUCAGCAUGUACAUGCGAAAACAUUGGUCUUGGUUAUAGCUAUCGUGUCCAUCUACUUUGUCCAAACCCUGAACCUAGCAGGAAAUGGCUUGCUUGCAAAUACCAUCACAUCGGUAACUGGAGGCGGCGCUCAAUCGACCUGGCUUGUGAGCUGUAUGGCAAUCUCAGCUGCCGCGCUAAGUCCCCCCAUCAGUCAGGCUGCAGACUACUGGGGACGCAAGUGGUUUGUGGUUGGUUUCACAGCUGCGGGCUUCGUAGGCUGUCUAAUCUCAUCUCGGGCCAACACAUUCGGCGUCCUGAUCGGGGGCCAAAGUAUUGGAUGUCUAUGCAUGGGGGCACAACCUCUAGUACAUGCAAUUGCUUCAGAAAUCAUCCCACGGAAAUAUCGUUCCCACGCACAAGCUGCCGUCACUGCUUCAGCGUGCCUCGGCGGGAUCGUAGGCAUUCUGAUUGGCGGUGCCCUGGUGCGAAGCACUCCUCAAGGCUUUCGAGUUUUUUACUAUAUCACGGCAGGAAGCUAUGCGAUUCUCGCGGCGAUUGUUACUUGGCUGUAUAACCCACCUCCACGGCCUUUACAGCUGGAACUCAAUCAACGACAAAAACUGGGCCAACUAGACUGGUGGGGUUAUCUACUCUUCUUACCUGGACUGGUACUGUUCUCAUAUGCACUCACUUCGUCUAGUGGAGUGUUCCCCUGGAGCAGUCCCAAUAUCAUUGGCCCUCUCGUUGUCGGUGUCGUCCUGCUCGUCAUAUUGGGUCUGUAUGAGUGGAAAGGGACAAGGGUUGGCAUGCUCCAUCAUAAUCUCUUUUCCUGUGGCCGAAACUUUGCCAUCUGCCUCGUCGUCAUCUUUGCAGAAGGAAUUGUCUUCUUCGCAGCAAACGCCUUCUAUGGCUAUGAAGUGGCGGUAUUAUACGAUGAAGAUCUCUUCCAUGCCGGCCUCACUUUCACCAUUACCUUUUGGACAGCCAUACUUGCUACAGUGGCGGCAGGAUUUUAUGUCACCAAAACUAAAACGAUUCGCGCACCACUUAUUGUUGCCAUGGCAUUCUUCGUUGUGUUCUGUGCAACGCUGGCAUCUCUCAAUAAAUCUACCCCCAAAAAUGCUAGAGGAUUUGCUGUAUUUGGGGGACUUGGCCUUGGUACCUCCCUCAAUGCUCUCGUCGUGGCGGCCCAGUUGUCUACUCCUCCGGAACUGAUUGCAGUUGCGAGUGGCUUGAUGAUUGGCAUUCGGAGCUUUGGCGGUACCGUGGGCCUCUCGAUCUACUCAGCGAUUUUCAGCAAUACGAUGGGCACACAGUUACCUGCAAAGGUUCUUGGUGCGACCGUGCCACUCGGCUUUGAUCCGCAAUAUGCUGGACAACUUUUGACAGCUCUGACAGCUCAUGACCCAGCUCUGCUAGAAGAGAUACCUGGUAUUACACAGGAGAUCAUUCAAGCUGCAGGGGACGGCGUCAAGGACGCAUACACCAUCGCCUUCCGCUAUGUUUGGAUAUCAGCUGGUGCUUUUGCCCUAGCAGCCGCCAUUUUGAGCUGCUUUGCAAUCGACCCCAAGACCGAGUUUAACGCACACAUUGACGCCCCUGUGGAAACAGAGGCUGAAUUGCAACGCGAUGGUUUUGGGCAGAUCCUUCAUCAUCACCACAACAAACCGCAAGUUUGA